AUCACAGAUGGAGGAUCUGAUGGAGCGUUGUGAGGAUGAAGGAGCUCGACAGACAGACAGUUACAACAGUGAGUCUCUGCUCGCACCCGACUCCGAUUUCAUCAGCGACGAUCAGAGCUGUCAUGUGAGCGGUCUGGAUGUGUGUGACGUGUGUGAUCGUCUGACGUUCCUGGAACAGCGUGUUCAGAUGCAGGAGGAUGAGAUCCAGCUGUUGAAGAUGACGAUUGCAGAUGUGCUGAAGAGACUGAACAUCUCACAGGAGCAAACAUCAGCGCUCCCCAAGAGAGCUACAAAUAAAGUGGCUCGUCCGGCUUCAUCAUCACUGAGGAAGAUCUCCAGCUCCACACUGCCCCCCUCCCCAUCACUGAAGAACUGCAGCCCCUCACCGGCCAGCCAGAGAACCGGCAGUGCUAAAGACAGUCUGAGCGCUUCAGCGAGUGGUAAAACUCAGACGACUACCAACACAACAACAUGCAAAAAACUAGAAAUAAUGAUGCCUUUACAUUUCUAUUUUUCAGGCGCAACACGUGUGACUCACUGCAAAGUGACUAUGCAGAUCUAUCUGAGCCGUCUGUCGAGAAGGACCGGUUCUGACCCAGCGCUCUCCACGACCUUGCAGCCCGACGCGGCGAGCGGACCGCCUGCAGCAGACACCGAUAACAGUAAAGCAGCAGAAGGGAGAAAUGCUGCGACUACUGUCCUCCUGCAGAAGAGUCCCUGUCAAACACCCGUCUCGCCCCUCCAGACCCCAAACUACAAGAGUCCCGUCAAAUCAUCCAGUCGCUACUUCCAGAUCUGUUACUGAAACACAAAACAUUCGGCCUGUUUCAAGUAAACACAUGAUGGAGAUGGAGUGGAUCAUAUAUUCAUGCCAGUUUAAGUAGCAGAGACUGUGGUUGCUUGGUUGGCACGCCAAGGCCGGUACUAGGAUGCGAUCUUUGGUUUGGCCACGUGGUGCUCUGAAGUUUCAUACUUAAUUUAAGGGGUUUGUUUAACCCUUGGUUUUCUGUUCGAGUGUUUUUUUUGACCUGUUUGACAUUUAUUUUUAAAAUUAAAAGAGAUGUUUCAGA
This is a messenger RNA of Xyrauchen texanus (razorback sucker), 1070 nucleotides long. Its product is annotated as echinoderm microtubule-associated protein-like 1. The record is from RefSeq and is a predicted model, not a curated record. The transcript is spliced from 6 exons. NCBI's taxonomy places the organism in Eukaryota, Metazoa, Chordata, Actinopteri, Cypriniformes, Catostomidae. The coding region runs from base 8 to 805 and encodes 265 amino acids.